This is a messenger RNA of Oryctolagus cuniculus (rabbit), 11470 nucleotides long. The record is from RefSeq and is a predicted model, not a curated record. NCBI's taxonomy places the organism in Eukaryota, Metazoa, Chordata, Mammalia, Lagomorpha, Leporidae.
CUCCUUCCCCACCCUCCGUGUCCCCAACAGAUCCAGGCUUAAGGAAAUGCCCAGGAGUUCCUUGGCCCCAGAGCCCUUGUAGCAGGAGGCCCAGUCACGGAGCUCCGGUCCCCGGGCAGUGCAGGUACAGCCAUGGCUUCUGAGUACGAGACGGGCCACAUCCGCCAGCUGCAGGCACGGCACACGCAGAUGCAGGAGAAGACCUUUACCAAGUGGAUCAAUAAUGUCUUCCGGCAUGCCCGGGUAGGCAUCCAGAUCCAGAACCUGUACACAGACCUGGCCAACGGCGCCCACCUCCUGCGGCUGCUGGAGCUCAUCUCAGGGGAGGCCCUGCCACCGCCCAGCCCCGGCCGCAUGCGUGUGCACUUCCUGGAGAACAACAGCCGGGCUCUGGCCUUCCUCAGGGCCAAGGUGUCGGUACCCCUCGUCGGGCCAGAGAACAUCGUGGACGGAGAUCAGACACUCGUCCUGGGACUCAUCUGGGUCAUCAUUCUGCGUUUCCAGAUUUCGCACAUCUCCCUGGACAGGGAAGAGUUUGGGGCCAGCGCAGCCCUGCUGUCUGCUAAGGAGGCUCUGUUGGUCUGGUGCCAGCGGAAGACAGCUCCCUACGCCAACGUGCACAUCACCGACUUCUCCCGCAGCUGGAGCGACGGGCUGGGCUUUAACGCCCUCAUCCAUGCCCACCUGCCGGGCCUGCUGGACUACCACGCCCUGCGUCCAGACCGCCCGCUGCACAACCUCACCCUUGCUUUCCGCGUGGCCGAGCGUGAGCUGGGCAUUGCUCAGCUGCUGGACGCCGAGGACGUGGCCGGCCUGCAGCCGGACGAGCGCUCCAUCAUGACCUACGUGUCCCUCUACUACCACCACUUCUCCCGCCUGCGCCGGGGCCGCACUGUCCACAGGAGACUCACCAAGGUCCUGCUCCAGCUCCGGGAGACAGAGGCGCUGCAGACCCAGUACGAGCAGCUGGCGGCGGACCUGCUACGCUGGAUCGCAGAGAAGCAGGUGCAGCUGGAGGCGCCCGGGCUGCCAGACUCGCUGCCUGCUAUACGGCAGCUGCUGGCGGCCUUUGCCUCCUUCCGCACCCGGGAGAAGCCCCCUCGGCUCCAGCAGCGAGGGAGCCUUGAGGCCCUGCUCUUCCAGUUGCAGACAGCACUUCGAGCCCAGCACCGCCGGCCCUUCCUGCCUCCUGAGGGCCUGGGCACUGCAGAGUUGGCCCAGCGCUGGGCAGGGCUGGAGCGGGCAGAGGCUGCUCGGAGCCAGGCCCUGCAGCAGAGGCUGCUGCAGCUGGAGCGCCUGGAAACGCUGGCCCGGCGCUUCCAGCACAAGGCGGCCCUCCGGGAGAGUUUUCUAAAGGACGCGGAGCAGGAGCUGGACCGGGCCAUGUCCCCGCUGGCCAGCCCAGCCACAGCGGAGGUGGCCACCCAGAGGCUGGGCAUGCUGGAGGCUGGCAUCCUGGCCCAGGAGGGGCGCUUCCGGGCCCUGGCCGAGCUCACGGACAUCCUCCGGCAGGAGCGCUACCACAGCUGGGCAGAUGUGGCCCACAGGCAAGAGGAGCUCACCAGGCGCUGGCAGAGGCUCCUCCAGAGCCUGCAGGGGCAGAGGAAGCAGGUGGCGGGCCUGCCGGCCGUGCUGGGCCUGCUGCGGGAGGCGGAGGCUGCCUCGGACCAGCUGGAGGAGCUGCAGGUGCCAGCCAGCUCCCAGGCCUGCGGGCAGCAGCUGGCAGAGGUGGUGGAGCUGCUGCGGAGGCACGAGCUGCUGGAGGCCCAGGUCUCCGCCCUCGGCGCCCAUGUGAGCCACCUUGCCCACCAGACCUCCGGGCUGGCCCGCUCCCUGGGCACCAGCGUGGAGACGCUGCAGGCCAAGGCCAGGGCCCUGGGCCAGCUGCACCAGCACGUGGUGUCUCUCAUCAGGGCCCGGCGGGCCCUGCUAAAGCGGGCCCUGCAGCGGGCCGAGUUCCUGCGCGACUGUGAGGAGGAGGAGGCCUGGCUGGCGGAGCGAAGGCAGCAGGUGGAGACUGAGGCCCCGGGCCGGGAUCCCCGCCGCAUCGCAGGAGCCCUGCAGAAACACAAGGCCCUGGAAGCCGACCUCCGCCGCCACCAGGCGGUGUGCUCCGACCUCGUGCAGAGGGGGCGCGAUCUCAGCGCCCACGGGCCGCCUACACAGCCGGAGCCCCGGGAGCGGGCGGAGGCCGUGCAGGGCGCGUCGCAGCAGCUCCGGGCCUGGUCUGAGAGGCGGGGCGCGCGGCUGCAGGCGACCCUGCUAGUGGCACAGUACCUGGCGGACGCCGCAGACGCUGCGUCCUGGCUCCGCGAGCAGCGGUCGUCUCUGGAGUACGAGUUGUGCGGAGAGGACCCGGCGGCUGCCGAGGGCUUGCUGCUGCAACACGUGCGGCUGGAGCGCUCCGUGCGCGCCUUCGCGGCCGAGCUGCAGCGGCUGGACGAGCAGGCGCGGAUGGCCGCGGCCCGGGCGCCACUCACGGUGCUGUCUGCCCUGAACCCACUGGGAGAAGGCCCCAGGGGCCAGGGGGCCUGGAGGGAGGCUUCCCGCCUCUCUGGCCCUGGCACCACCUGGAAGACAGCCCCCCCAGCCGAGCCAGACCUCUACUUUGACCCCACCACCAUACUCCAGACACAGGAGCGCUUGAGCCAAGACUAUGAGGACCUGCGGGCCCUGGCAGAGCGCCACAGGGCUCGGCUGGAGGAGGCGGCUGCCCUAUUUGGCUUCUACAGCUCCUGCAGGGAGCACCAGGCCUGGCUGCAGGAGCAGGUGGCGCUGUUCUCCACGCUGCAGCCCGGGGCCCACGACAUGAAGGCCACGCAGCUCAGAUACGAGAACCUCCUUGCUGCCCUGGCUAUGGGGAAGGGCCCCUGGGCUGAGCUCAGCCGCCUGGCUCAACACCUGAUGCAGAGAUGUCCUGGGAACUCCCCCCAGAUCCAGCAACGGCAGGAGGAUCUGAGCCAGAGGUGGGGGCAGCUGGAGGCCCUGAAGAAGGAGAAGGGCUGGGAGCUGGCACGUGGCCUGGAGGUGCGCAGCUUCCUGCAGGAGCACGGGCCCCUCCAGCUGCAGCUGCAAGACCUGAUGCGCCAGCUGGAGCCAGGGAGCCCCGAGGACAGCCGCCGCGCUCUGCAGCUGGCCCUGCAGAGCCUCCCAGGGCUGGAGAGGAGGAUCCACUCCCUCCGAAGGACGGCCCGCAGGCUGGAGGACUUGGGCCCCGUGGAGAACCAGGAGCUGCUGGAGACGCUGCAGGGGCUGCUGGAGCGAGUGCAGGCGCAGGUGGCCCAACAGGUGCAGGGCCAGGCCGAGGCUCGGGCCCGGCAGAGCUUCCUGCAGGAGAGCCGGCAGCUGCUGCGGUGGGCAGAGAGCGUCCAGGCCCAGCUGUGCCGUGCGGAGGAGCUGGCGGACGAGGCGUCGGCCCAGCGACUGCUGGGGCAGCACCGAGCCCUGCUGGAGGAGAUCCGCCUGUGGCAGGAGAGGCUGCAGCGGCUGGAGGCUCAGGGCCAGCCUCUGGCAGCCUGGGACUCCCCCAACUCCCAGGAGGUAGCCAGUGCCCUGAGGCUCCUUCGCCAGCACAGCCGGGAGCUGGAGGCCGCGUGGGAGCAGAGACAGCAGCGGCUGCAGGAAGGGCUGGAACUGCAGAGGUUGGGCCGUGAACUGGAUGGUUUUGCUGCUACCUGCACCAACCACGAGGCCUUCCUGAGCCUGGAAAACCUUGGGGGGGACGUGAGGGCGGCCCAGAGCCUCCUGCAGCAGCACCGGCAGUUUGAGUGGCUCCUCGGCACCCUGGGCCUUCGGGUGGAGGCCCUGACCGCCCGUGGCAAGAAGCUGGUUUGGAGCCCGCAGCCUGCUGCACACAAGGUCGGAGAGCAGCUGCAGAUUGUGCAGGCCCAGUGGGCCAGGAUCCAGGAGAGGAGUGAGCAGAGGCGGCAGCAGCUGCUGGCUUCACUCCAGCUCCAGGAGUGGAAGCGGGACGUGGCGGAGCUGGCGCUGUGGAUGGAGGAGAAGGAGCUGAUGGUGGCAGAGGGGCCCUGUCCAGGCCCCAGCAACAUCCUGCGUAAACUCAUGCGGCACGCAGUGGCUGAGAGCGAGCUGAGGGCCUCCCACGGGCACGUGGAACACCUGCAGCAGGUCGGGAGGGAGCUGUCGGGCAGCCAGCCCCAGGCCCGGGAGGACAUCCAGGCCAGGCUCCGGAGCCUGAGCAGCCGAUGGGAAGAGCUGAAUCACAAGACGGCGCAGCGCUGGGACCAGCUCCAGCAGGCUAGACGGCAGGACCAGCUCCUCAGGCUGUUGCAGGAGGCCAAGGAGAAGAUGGAGCAGCUAGAGGGGGCCCAGCAGGACGCAGAAGCCAGGCAGGACCCGGGCUGGAGCCGGCAGCUGCAGAGACGGCUCUGCCAACUGGAGGCCAAGGGCCAGGUGCUGGCUGGCAAGAUGGCUGCCCUCUGCUCCCAGGCACACGGCACGGGCACUUCCCAGAGCAUCCUGGACGAGACCCAGCGAUGCCUGCAGAGGUUCCAGUCCCUGCAGGGACACCUGGCCGCCCAGCGCCUGCAGCUGCAGGCCUCAGCUGAGCUGUGCCAGUUCUACCAGCUGAGCCAGGCAGAGCUCUCAUGGGUGGCUGAGCACAUGCCCAGUGCCGGCCCCAGCAGCCCCACCAAGUGCUGGGACAGUGUCCAGAGCCUUUACCACAAGCACAAGGAGCUGCAGGCCGAGCUGAACGCUCACCAGGGGCAGACGCAGCGGGUGCUGUGUUCUGGGCAGAGCCUGGCAGCCUCGGGGCACCCCAGCGCCCAGCACUUGGCCGAGCAGUGCCAGAAGCUGGAAGGCCGCUGGGCGGAGCUGCAACAGGCGUGCGCGGCGCAGGCGUGGAGGCUGCAGCAGGCCGUGGCCGUCCAGCAGUACAUUCUGGAAGCGUCGGAGCUGGAGGCGUGGCUGGAAGAGAAGCGGCCGCUGGUGAGCAGCGAGGACUGCGGUGCAGACGAGGCUGCGACCUUGAGGCUCAUUAGGAAGCACCAGGUGCUGCAGCAGGACCUAGCUCUUCGCUGGCGCUCCAUGGAGGAGCUUGGCCAGAGGGCCCAAACCCUCACUGGCCCUGCGGCCCCUGAGCAGCUGCGCGGCGUGCAGGAACAGCUCCAGGAGCGGCUGCAGGCACUGCAGGCGAUGGCAGCCACACGGAGCCGGGAGCUGGAGGGGACGCUGAGGCUGCACAAGUACACGCGGGAGGCCCAGGACCUGCACAGCUGGCUGGCCGGCCGGAAGCAGGCGGUCCUGGCAGAGGCGAGCCCAGGAGAGGACAAGGAGGAGGUCAUGCACCUCCGCACCAGGUUUGUGACAUUUCAGCACCAGGUGGAGAUGGCCGGCCAGCAGGUGGCCGCCUGCCAGCAGUGGGCCGAGAGCCUGCUGCAGCAGGGGCCCCGCGCUGUGCCCUGGGCCCAGCAGAAGCAGCAGGAUCUGCAGGCCUCCUGGUCCGAGCUGUGGGAGCUGAGCCAGGCCCGAGGCCGCCUGCUCCGAGACGCCGAAGCCGCCGUGCAGGUGUACGGAGCCCUGCUCGAAGCCCUCACCCAGGUCCAGGAGAGAACCACCAGCCUCCCCAGUGAUGUGGCCCAGGACGCGCGCGGGGUAGAGGUGCAGCUGAAGCGACACCAGGCACUGGAGCGUGAACUAGAGGCCACUGAGCAGCAGCUGCAGGAACUGCUGGAGACCGGAUACAAGGUGCAGAGGCUGUGUGCAGGGCCUCAGGCCCAGGCUGUGCAGCGGGGACAGCGAGCAGUGACCCAGGCCUGGGAGGCCCUGCGGCUGCGUGUGGAGCAGCGCAGGGCCCAACUGGAGUGGGCGUACCUCCUGGCCCGCUUCCAGGCAGCGGUGCAGGACUACGCCUCCUGGGCAGCCGGGGUGCGGCAGGAACUGCAGGUGGAGGAGAGCGCCCAGGAGCACAGCAGUGGCGCCCUCCAGCUCAGCGCCCACCACCAACUCCGGGCACAGCUGCAGGCCCAGGAGGAGCUGUGGCAGCAGGCUGCUCAGUUGGGCCAGCAGGCUCUGCUGACUGCGGGGACACCUGCCGAGGAGGUCCAGGAAGGGCUGCAGGUCCAGGAAGGGCUGCAAGCCCUACAGAACGCGCGGGACCAGGUGUUCCAGGCCUGGGUGUGGAAGCAAGAGAGGCUGCAGGCUGCGCAGGCGGAACAGCGCUUCCUCAGAGCAUGCAGCCACCUGGAGAAGGCCCUCACGGCCCAGGAGGCCUCGCUGAGAACCAGUGCCCUGGGGGGCUCCGAGGAAGAAGUAGAGCAAUUGAUCCGUAGGCACGAGAUCUUCCAGAAGGUGCUGAGUGCCCAGGAUGCAAAGGAGGCAGCACUCCGGGAGCAGCUGAGCGGGCUCGGCGGGAGCAGCAGGGCACGGGACUGGCUUCACGCAGUGCUGGAGCGGCGUGCCCGAGUGCAGGGCCUGGCGGAGAGCCGGGGCCACGCCCUGCACACCUCGCUGCGGCUCGCCCGCUUGACCGGGGCCAUCACCCAGGCCGAGGGCUGGAUCCAGGAGCGGGCCCAGCGGCUGGCAGAGCCCAUCCCUCCCGGGGAGCUGAGAGCGCAGCUGAAGCUCCUGCAGAGACACCAGGCCUUCCAGGCCGAGGUCCGGGCCCAGGAGAAGGUCCUCGCCUCCAUUGCCAAGGAGGGCGAGGCCCUGCUGGGCCAGGGCCACCCCCUGGCAGGAGAGGUCUCCCAGCAGCUGCAGGCGCUGCAGGAGCACUGGGAGAAGCUGCGGCAGGCAGUGGCCCUCCGGGGCCAGGCCCUGGAGGACAGAAGGGACUUCCUGGAGUUCCUGCGGAGAGUGGACCUUGCAGAGACCUGGAUCCAGGGGCAGGAGGCGAUGGUGAAUUUCGGGGACCUGGGCCAGGAUCUGGAGCACUGCCUGCAGCUCCGCCGCCGCCUCCACCAGCUCCAAGGCGCCUUGGCCAGGGACACAGGGGCUGACGCCUACCUCAGGAGCAUCGAUGCCUUGUCGCUGCGGCUCAAGAACCAGGACACCGAGGAAGUCCAGACCAUCUGCUGGCGGCAAAGCCAGCUCCACAGCAGGUGGGCGAGUUUCCAUGGCAACCUGCUCAAGUACCAGCAGCAGCUCGAAGGGGCCCUGGAGGGCCACAUGUUGUCCCAAGAGCUGGACGUCGUCACCGAGCGGAUUGGGGAAAAGGACGCCCUGAUCCAGGCCCUGGGCGAAGGCGGGAGGAGCCUGGAGCACACGCAGAAGCUGCUGCGGAAUCUCGAAGUGCUGGAACAGGAAGUGGGCCUCGUACAGGAGCAGGUGGAGUCCCUGGAGCGCAAGGCAAGCUGCCUUUGCCAGGCCAGCCCUGAGGCGGCCCUCAGCCUCAUCUCCAAGCAGCGAGCCAUGAUGGACAGCUGGCGGCAGCUCCGGAGCAGGGCCCAGAAGCGGAGGGAGGCGCUGGAAGCCUUGCACCAAGCACAGAAGCUCCAGGCGGCGCUGCAGGAUUUGCUGGUCUGGGCCCAGGGGUUGCGGGCCGAGAUGGCCAUACCCAGCACCCCCUGCAGCCCAGAGGAAGCCCAGAGCAUGUUGGAAGGGCACCAGGCGCGCAAGGCCGAGCUGGACUCCCGGGCAGACAGCAUCAGCCUGGCCCGGAGCACUGGGCAGCAGCUGCUCGCCGCUGGGCACCCGUCCGCCCCUGACAUUCGCCGGGCCUUGGCUGCCUUGGAGCAGGAGCUGAGCAGCCUGGAGGGGGCCUGGCAGGGGCAGCAGCAGCAGCUGCAGCAGGCCCUGGAGCUCCAGCUGUUUCUGAGCUCGCUGGAGCGGGUGGAACGUUGGCUCUGCAGCAAGGAGGCCUGCCUGGCCGGCGAGGGGCCAGGGGACCCCCUGGCCCCCGUGGAGACCCUCCUGUGGAAGCACGAGAUGCUUGAACAGGGCCUGGAGGUGCAGGCGGAGAACCUCAGCGCCCUGGAAGCUGCAGCCCAUGGCCUGCUGCAGCGUGGACACCCCGAGGCCCAGAGCGCCCUGGGCAGGUGCCAGGCUAUGCUGCAGAGGAAGGAGGUGCUCUUGGGGCGAGCCAGUGCCCGCCGUUGCCAGCUGGAGGAGCUCGGGCAGCUGCACAUGUUCCUGCAGGAGACCCACGAGAUGGCCAUGUGGCUGCGCGAGAAGAACCUCGAGGCCCUGGAAGAGGGCGGCCGGGACCCCGCCGAGCUGCAGGCACAGCUGCAGGAGGUGCAGGCGGAGCUGGACGCCGGCGCACAGCACCAGCGGGCGCUGCAGGCGGAGGGGCAGAGGCUGCUGCAGGGGGGCCCCUCAGCCUCAGAGACUGUCCAGGAGCGGCUGCAGGAGCUGGGGCAGCUCUGGCGUGAGCUGCAGACCAACAGCCAGAGGAAGGCGGCCAGGCUUCGCGCAGCCUGCGAGGCUGUACGUCUCCGACGGAGCGUGGAGGACCUGCAGAGCUGGCUGGAGCCCGUGGAGGCUGAGCUGAGAGGCCCCGUUGGGGGCCAGGACCUGCCUGCGGUGGACGAGCUGCUGGGCGCCCAGGGGGAGCUGGAGGCAACGGUGGAGAGGCAGGCCGCACGGGCGCAGGCCCUGCUGGGCCAGGCCCGGGCCUUCGAGCGGGACGGACACUGCCUUGGCCCUGACUUGGAGGAGCAGACCCAGCAGCUGCUGCGGAGGUUCCAGAACCUGAGGGAGCCCCUGCAGGAGCGUAGGGCAGCCCUGGAGGCCCAGAGCCUCCUCGUGCGGUUCUUCAGGGAUGUCGAGGAAGAGAUGGCCUGGGUGCGAGAGAAGCUGCCUCUGGCCACUGCCCAGGACUGUGGCCAGAGCCUGAGCGCCGUGCAGCACCUGCAGGAGAAGCAUCAGAACCUGGAGAAUGAGCUGAGCAGCCACGAGGCUCUGACCCGGGUGGUGCUGGGCACUGGGCACAAGCUGGUGCGGGCUGGCCACUUUGCCGCCCGCGAGGUGGCUGCCCGGGUGCAGGAGCUGGAGGCGGCCAUGGAGCACCUGCGGGCGGAGGUGGCGCAGAGGCGGCUGCUGCUGCGCCAGGCUCAGGAGGCCCAGCAGUUUCUGACGGAGCUCCUGGAGGCAGCAUCCUGGCUGGCUGAGCGGGGCUGUGUUGUGGACAGUGAGGACAUGGGCCAGGGUGCUGAGGCCACACGGGCCCUUCUGCGGCGACUGGAGGCCACCCGGAGAGACCUGGAGGCCUUUGGGCUACGCUUGGAACGGCUGCAGCACACAGCGGCACUGCUGGAGAGCAGGCAGAGCCCGGAAAGCCCCCAGGUCCUGGCCCAGAUGCAGGUGGUGACAGAGGCCCACGCGCAGCUGCUGCAGAGAGCGGAGGCCAGGCGCCGAGGCCUGCAGGAACAGCUGCAGGUGCACCAGCUGGAGCACGAGACCCUGCUGCUGGACACCUGGCUAAGUACCCAGGUGGCCGCCGCCGAGUCCCAGGACCACGGGCAGGACCUGGAGGGCGUCACGGCGCUGGAGGAGAAGUUCGAUGCUUUCAGCAAGGAAGUACAGAGCCUGGGUCAGGCCCGGGUGCAGGCCCUGGGGGAGCUGGCAGACAGCCUGGACCAGGCAGCCCCCCACGGCUCUCUCCACGUUCAAGCCCAGAGGAGCCGCAUCCAGGCUGCCUGGGAGAGGCUGGACAAGGCCAUGAAAGCCCGCAGAGAGAGCCUGGCCGCGGUCCGGGAGCUCCGCAGCUUUGAGCGGGCAGCAGCCGGGCUGCGGGGCUGGAUGCAGAAGCAGAUGGCCCUGGUGCAGGGAGCCCUGCAUGGCCACACGUGUGAAGACCCCUCCUGUGUGAAGACACUGCAGCAGCAGCACGGGCGCCUGGAGAGGGAACUGGCAGCCAUGGAGAAGGCGGCGGCCCGGUUGCAGAUGGAGGCCCGGUGUCUGGGCCAGCGCCACCCUGAGGCUCAGGAGGGCCUGGCUGAAGAGCUGGCCAAGGUGCAGGAGGCCUGGGCCACCCUGAAGGCCAAGGCCCAGGAGCAGGGCCAGCAGCUGGCACAGGCCGCCCAGGGCCACGGCUUCCUUGCGCGCUGUCGGGAAUUGCUAGCAUGGGCUCAGGAGCAGAGGGCGCUGGUGGCGGCAGAGGAGCUGGCUCAGGACGUGGUGGAGGCAGAGCGGCUCCUGGGGCAGCACGAGGAGCGGGGGCAGGACAUCGAGGAACACGGCCUGCAGGCCCAGGCCCUGCAGCAGGAAGGGCGGCGGCUGCUGGACCACAGCCCUUUCCUGACCCCAGCGCUGCAAGCGCAGGUGGCAGAGAGCCUGCAGGAACUGGAAGGACGGCUGCAGGAGCUCCAGGAGGCCUGGGCCCUGGGCCUGCGGCGCUGCCGGGAGCGCUGGGGUCUGCGGAAGCUGCGGCAGGAACUGGAGCAGGCUGAGGCCUGGCUGGCCUCCCGGGAAGGCCUCCUGCUGGAGCCCAACUGUGGGCGUUCGGUGUCGGAGGUGGCAUUGCUGCUCCACAGACACCAGGACUUGGAAAAGCUGCUGGCCGUGCAGCAGGAGCAUGUCGCCCGCCUACAGGAGCCCGUGGAGACAGCGGCUUUCACACGCCCCCUUGCCUUCAUGGAAGCCCACUGCAAGCAGCUGAGGGACCAACGCACCAAGAGCCAGUCUUUGUGCGUGAGGCCCAGCAGCGAGGACAGCCUGCAGGCAGCACCAAUCGAAGAGCAGGCCGAGAGCUGGCAGCCGGCCCUGGGCAGCACAGCAGCCCCCACAGCCAAUCCUGUCGGUGGCAUGGUGGCAGCGCAGUCCAGCGUGGGCACUCGGCUCAGCUCGGACAGCAAUCUCCUCCCCGGGGCUCACCCCACCUCGGCCUUGCCCUCUGCACUGGAGGAACCCCCGCGGGUCACAGGGCCUGCCCCAGAAGCUGCCCCUGGCUCCCCACACCAGCCCUAAGAUGAGUUCCUGGCCCACGUUGGAAUGCCUGCCCGCAUGUCCACGAGGCUGCUCGGCUAUGGAUUGUGGGGCUAAGAAGAGAUCUACUAACACCCCCCACCCGUCUCUCCCAGCUCCAAGCAGGGGGAUUUGAAGCUGCCUGGGAGAAGAACCUCAGGGCCCCUCCUCCAGGAUGCAGCCCCGCCCCCACCCCCUCCCACAAUGCCCCCGGGGUGCCAGUCUGUCCCGGAGAUGCUGUUACUGAAGGGACAGUUCCUGUCCUGGGCAUAGCUGGAGCAAGCCAGGGGGCUGAGAGAGCACCUAGCUCCCAUUUACCACCCCUCACUGGCAGCUGCCCAUUAGCCUAGAAAGAAGCGGGUGUCCAGGGAGGCUGCAAGAAGAUCCAAAGGUGGCCCAGGCCCGAAGCCGUCGUCUCCCUGCAGUGAAGCCUCCAGGUCACCUCCCACCCCUGGGCGCAACAGGAGGGGACCAGAAUAAGACCCAGGGCCCGGCCCCCCAGGACCCGCCUCUGGCUGGAGUUCCCUGUUGGACAAGGGGCCUCUCCUGAAGCUAUGCUGCUGCUCUGAUGCAUCUGGUCCUGCGUCUGCCACGCCCACUCGUG